Messenger RNA from Trichomonas vaginalis G3, 1974 nucleotides. Its product is annotated as ATP-binding cassette sub-family B family. The record is from RefSeq and is a predicted model, not a curated record. Gene Ontology annotation, molecular function: ATP binding; ABC-type oligopeptide transporter activity; ATP hydrolysis activity. Bases 1 to 1974 code for a protein of 657 amino acids. The transcript has a single exon. Gene Ontology annotation, biological process: transmembrane transport. Gene Ontology annotation, cellular component: membrane. Lineage: Eukaryota; Parabasalia; Trichomonadida; Trichomonadidae.
AUGCCAGAAGAGCAAAGGCACUCAUCCGAAUACUCUUCACAGCAUAGUAGGAGGGAUUCAAGUUCACAUGAAGAAAUCAAAGUUGAAAAAUCAGAUAAAAAGGAAGCUCGUGGCCAUUUAUAUGGCGAGUUAUUCCGAAAUCCAUGGGCAAUUAUUGGCAUUUUCCCUGCACUUGUCACAGGAGGAUCUAAUAUUUUGGUGUAUUUAUUUUUCGGCAAUAUAUUAAAUGCUCAUACAGACUAUGCAGUUUCAGUCAAAGCUCACGAACAGGAUCCAUCAGUACCAAUUGUUGAUAAAAUGCCUUAUAUAAUCAAAAAUUUUUUAUGGAUUGUUGGCAUUGCAGUCUUAUGUGGCUUAUGCAGCUUUGUUGGAAAGAUAAUUUGGGUCAGAUUAGGCACAAGACUUUCUACAAAACUCAGAAAGAAACUUUUUUAUCAUUUAAUGCAAUGCGAAGUCACAUUUUUUGAUGUAACGCCAAUUGGUUCAGUAUUAUCAUUACCUUCUGAAGAUUCGCAGAUGAUUCAACUUUCAUUUGGCUCUGUAAAAUAUCAGCAAAUAGAAAAUCUUGCAAAAUUCCUCAUUGGAAUUGUUUUGGCUUUUGUUUACAGCUGGAAAGUUGCUCUUAUUUCAUGCGCUGUUAUACCUGUUGCUAUGAUCAUCAUUGGAAUCUUUGGUCCAAUUUUGGGUAAGAAGAAUGCAAUCAGAUUUGAAUCUCUUUCUAAAUCAGUCACUUUAGCAGAAGAAACACUAGCAUCAAUAAGAACAGUAAGAGGUUACAAUAGGGAAGAUGAUGAAAUUGAGAGAUUCAAGAAAUUAUCUUUAGAAUCUGCAAAAUAUGAGCAGUCAUCAGGUUAUUUAGUGGCAGUGUUGUUCUUCUUUAUCAUGGUUGCUUUAUGGGUUGAUGUUAUUUUGAACUUAUACUUUGCAGCAACUUUAGUUGAGAAAUCCAUGAAAAGUGGAAAGAAUGACUUUUUGAUUGGAGAUAUGAUGGCUUGUAUGAUGUUUACAAUGUUCGGAACAUUGGGUAUCAUGGUUCUCCAAGGAAGCGUUAGUGGUGAACAAAAAGCCAUUGCUGCAGGUGCUCGUAUUCUCAAACUUUGUAAUCAUGUUCCUGCAAUUCCUUUCGAAGGAGGAAUUGAUAAGGUUGAUAAUUUCCAAGGUCACAUUAAAUUCUGUAAUGUUACCUUUAGAUAUCCUACAAGACCUGUUGAUGUUUUACAAAAUGUAUCAUUUGAAAUUAAGCCACACACUCAUGCUGCUCUUGUCGGACAUUCAGGAAGUGGUAAAUCAACAUGCGUCCAAUUGUUAGAAAGAUUUUAUGAUGUUUCUGAAGGCAUGAUUUUAAUUGACGGAAAAGACAUAAAAGAAUACGAUCCAAGAUUCUUGCACAAAAAGUUUGGGCUUGUUAACCAAGAACCAACAUUGUUCAGUACUACAAUUGCAGAGAAUGUUAAAUAUGGAAAUCCAGAUUGCACUCAAGAAGAAAUCGAAAAAGCUUGUGAACUUUCAAAUGCAAAGAAUUUCAUUGAAAAAAUGGAAAUGAAAUAUGAAACACUGGUUUCUGAAAAAGGAUCUUCUCUUUCUGGUGGCCAAAGACAAAGAAUUGCUAUUGCAAGAGCACUUGUAAAGAAUCCAACAAUUUUACUUUGCGAUGAAGCAACUUCAGCUCUUGAUUCAAGUUCAGAGAGAAAAGUUCAAGCAGCGCUUGAUAAUGUCAUGAAGGAUAGAACAUCUAUUAUUGUUGCUCACAGAUUGUCAACAAUCAGACACUCUGAUAUCAUCUUUGUUUUUGAUGCAGGAAAGAUCGUAGAAUCAGGAACUCAUGAUGAGCUUGUUUCUCACCAAGGAGCUUAUUACAAUCUCGUUUCAAGACAACUUCUAACUGAUAUCACAAAGAAGAGUGAACCUGUUGAUAAUUCAACACCAAAGGAAGAAACUCAUGAAGAAACUGAUAACAAAGAGAGCAGCAAAUAA